AUGAAUUACAAUAGAAAAUCUUCCACUAUAUUUAUUAGUGUGUUAUCAAUAUUAUUGAUUAUCACCCUUUAUAAUAUAAGUACUAGCACAACUACAUUAAAUUAUAUAAAGCCUCCAAUAACAGUCAACAAAAACACUGGUCCAUAUACCAAAGUAGAAAUAACUAAUAAUUUAAGUGAUUACGAUAAUAAAAAAGACACUGUAUUAUUUUUAUCGACAAUUGGUAAUGGUAAAAGUUAUGGUAAGGGUAAAACCAUUGAUGACUUAUUUAACACCAUUCAAAGUUUCGAUUUUAGUGUCAACCAAAUGUCAGUAGGAUUCUUAGUUGGGAAUGAAGAAGAAUUCGAAAAUGUUGUACAUUAUUUCGAAAAAUAUUUCGAAGGAUUAAACUAUAAAACUAAAGAUGGAUAUGUUCAAAAGGUAACUUUAUUGUCAGCACCAUUCAUUGAAGAAAACUUCAAAAUGAUUGAUAGAAAGAAUAGACAUGAUGAUAAAGUUCAAAGAUUAAGAAGAAGAAAUAUUGCUAAGUCAAGAAACUUCGUUUUGAAUAAUGCUUUAGAUUUUGAAAAGUAUACUUUAUUCAUCGAUGCUGAUAUUGUUAAGAUUAACAAUCCUGAUAUGUUAAUGAGAUUUAUUCACUCAAAGAAAGAUAUCAUUGUUCCAAGAGUCACUAGAGGUGGUAAUCCAGAUUAUGACAAAAAUUCUUGGAAAGGUGAAAGAACCAUUCCUAAUGAAGAACAAUUCAAGAAAAUGGAUAAAAAUGAAUGGGAUAAUUGGGAUUACGUUCCAAGGGACGUUGAAAAGAAUAUGCUUCAUUUCUCAACAUUCUUGGAUGAUGCCAGAUCCAAGCCUGAAGACGAUGUCACGAAAAAAGUUGAUUAUUCCUUUGAAUUGGAUUCUGUUGGUGGGGCUAUUCUUUUCGCCAAAUCAAUUAUCUAUCAUCAAGGUAUUCAAUUCCCUCCAAAUUAUAUCAUUGGUACUACUUGGGAUAGAUUAGAAGGUUAUGAUGGUAUUGAAACCGAAGGUCUCUGUUAUGUUGCCAAGUCCUCCGGUUAUAAAUGUCAUGGUUAUCCUAACUUAGUAGCUGAACAUUCUUUAGAGUAG
Yamadazyma jaroonii is the source of this 1104-nucleotide messenger RNA. Lineage: Eukaryota; Fungi; Ascomycota; Pichiomycetes; Serinales; Debaryomycetaceae. The record is from the annotation of a GenBank genome assembly.